AUGAAGCGCCAAUUGCUAUUGCAGCUGAGCAGAGUGAGAUCAACAAACUGCAGAUCGGUGGUAAUCAUUGAGAGACGACAAUGGUACCACGAAGACAGCGAGAAAACCACCAUCACAGACUCUGUCGCAGAUUUAAAGACAGGCACUGUCGAGGACAAAACAAGGGGCCUGCCCGACUUUCGGCGGCCUUCCUCGGCUGACAUCGGACGCUCCGCAGCCCCGCGUUCCACUGGGAGUUUCCUGGAGCUUGCACCCCGCCAAAGAACUUCACCACCACUCCCCAACCCCAUCCCCAUUCCUCCUGCCCUCAACAACAAGCGACGCUGCGCACUUUUGCGUCCCCAAUUCCCCCGCCAGCCUUCGAUUGCCCCCAGCAGGGCGUUUAGCAGCUCGGUAGCAGCCAUGGCCGCCGCAAAGAUCGACGGAACCGCAAUUGCCCGCAAGGUGCGCGAGCAGCUCAAGGCUGAAAUUGCCGCCCGCAAAGCUGCAAAUCCGCGCUUCAACCCCUGCCUCAAGAUCAUCCAGGUCGGCGACCGCUCCGACUCGACCACCUAUGUGCGCAUGAAGCUCAAGGCCUCCGAGGAGGUCGGCAUCGCUGCUGAGCUGAUCAAGUUCGACGAGUCUGCCACCGAGGCCGAGCUGAUCGCCCGCGUGACUGCGCUUAACAACGACCCCUCCGUCCACGGCAUCCUCGUCCAGCUGCCGCUGCCCAAGCAUGUGUCCGAAUACAAUGUCACGUCCGCCGUCGCCAGCGAGAAGGAUGUCGAUGGCUUCGGCACCCACAACAUUGGCGAGCUGGCCAAGCGCGGCGGCCGCCCCUUCUUCGUGCCCUGCACCCCCAAGGGUAUCAUGGUGCUGCUGAAGGAAUCUGGUGUCGAGCUGGCUGGCAAGAACGCCGUUGUGGUUGGCCGCAGUGAUAUCGUCGGCAGCCCUGUCAGCUACCUGCUGAAGAAUGCCGACGCCACGGUGACUGUCUGCCACUCCAAGACCAAGGACCUGGCGGAGCACCUCAAGCAGGCCGACGUCGUGGUUGUUGCCAUUGGCCAGCCCGGCUUCAUCAAGGGCGAGCAGCUCAAACCUGGCUGUGUCGUCAUUGAUGUCGGCACCAACUACAUCCCCGAUGCGACUAAGAAGUCGGGCCAGCGCCUGGUUGGCGAUGUCGACUUCGAGUCGGCUUCCCAGGUUGCUUCCCAGAUUACGCCUGUGCCUGGCGGCGUCGGACCCAUGACUGUCGCCAUGCUGCUGCAGAACGUCUUGGACGCCGCUAACCAGGCCUAUGAGGCUGAACGCAAGAGGCACAUCACCCCUCUUCCCCUCCACCUCCAGACCCCCGUCCCCUCGGACAUUGCCAUUUCGCGCGCCCAGCGCCCCAAGCCCAUCACCCAAAUCGCCAAGGAGAUCGGCAUUGCCGCCUCUGAGCUCGAGCCAUAUGGCUCUUAUAAAGCCAAGGUUGACCUGAGCAUCCUCAAGCGCCUGGCUCAUCGCCGUGAUGGCCGCUACGUCGUCGUCACUGGCAUUACCCCUACUCCCCUGGGUGAGGGCAAGUCUACGACGACCAUGGGUCUGGCCCAGGCUCUGGGUGCUCACCUCGGCCGUGUUACCUUUGCCAAUGUGCGUCAGCCCAGCCAGGGCCCGACCUUCGGCAUCAAGGGUGGUGCUGCUGGAGGCGGUUACAGCCAAGUCAUCCCCAUGGACGAGUUCAACAUGCACUUGACGGGUGAUAUCCACGCUAUUACUGCGGCCAACAACCUUCUGGCUGCUGCGAUUGAUACCCGUAUGUUCCACGAGGCCACUCAGAAGGACGGUCCUCUCUACCGCCGUCUGGUUCCGGUCAAGAACGGCAAGCGUUCUUUCACUCCCGUGAUGCUUCGCCGUCUCAAGAAGCUCGGCAUCGACAAGACCGAUCCCGACUCCCUGACCGAGGAGGAAAUCCGGCGCUUUGCCCGCCUGGACAUCGACCCCGAAACCAUCACCUGGCGUCGCGUACUCGACGUCAACGACCGGCACCUGCGCGGCGUGACCAUCGGCACCGCCCCCACCGAGAAGGGCCACGCCCGCCAGACGGGCUUCGACAUCUCUGUUGCCAGCGAGUGCAUGGCCAUCCUGGCUCUCAGCACCAGCCUGGCCGACAUGCGUGAGCGCCUGGGCCGCAUGGUCGUCGCCAGCUCCAAAUCCGGGGAGCCCAUCACCUGCGACGACAUCGGCUGCGGCGGUGCCCUGGCCGCCCUCAUGAAGGACGCCAUCAAGCCCAACCUGAUGCAGUCCCUGGAGGGCACGCCCGUCUUCGUUCACGCAGGCCCAUUCGCCAACAUCUCCAUCGGCAACAGCUCCAUUCUUGCUGACAAGAUGGCUCUCAAGUUAGCCGGCACUGAGCCCGACGAAGACCAUUCCGCCAAGGCAGGCUUCGUCGUCACAGAAGCCGGCUUCGACUUCACCAUGGGUGGCGAGCGCUUCUUCAACAUUAAGUGCCGCACCUCAGGCCUGGUCCCGGACGUCGUUGUCGUCGUCGCCACCAUCCGCGCGCUCAAGGUCCACGGUGGCGGGCCCCCGAUCUCCCCCGGUGCCCCGCUCGACCCGGUUUACAAGGAGGAGAACGUCGAGGUCCUCCGCAAGGGCUGCGUCAACCUCGCCAAGCACAUCGCCAAUGCCAGGUCGUACGGCGUGCCCGUCGUCGUGGCCAUCAACAAGUUUGCCACCGACACCGAAGCCGAGGUUGCCGUGGUCCGCGAGGAAGCCAUCAAAGCCGGCGCGGAAGACGCCAUCCUGGCGAACCACUGGGCCGAGGGCGGCAAGGGCGCCGUCGACCUCGCCAAGGCGGUCGUGGCCGCCGCGGAGAAGCCCAAGAAUUUCAAGCUCCUGUACUCCCUCGAGAACAACACCAUUCGCGACCGCAUCGAAACCAUCGCGCGCGAAAUGUACGGCGCCUCGGGCGUCGAAUUCUCCGAGCUGGCGCAGAAGAAGAUCGAUCUGUACACCAAUCAGGGCUUUGGCAACCUGCCAAUCUGCAUUGCCAAGACGCAAUAUAGUCUGAGCCACGACCCCGAACUGAAGGGCGCGCCAACGGGAUUCAUCGUGCCCAUUCGCGAUGUGAGAAUGGCAGCUGGCGCCGGGUAUUUGUAUGCCCUUGCCGCGGACAUACAAACGAUUCCUGGCUUGCCGACCGCGCCGGGGUAUUUGAAUGUGGAUGUUGAUGCUGAGACGGGGGAGAUUCAGGGGCUGUUCUAA
Molecule: messenger RNA, 3225 nt
Organism: Thermochaetoides thermophila DSM 1495
Lineage: Eukaryota; Fungi; Ascomycota; Sordariomycetes; Sordariales; Chaetomiaceae
Product: C-1-tetrahydrofolate synthase-like protein
Exons: 1
Coding region: 1-3225 (1074 amino acids)
Biological process (GO): tetrahydrofolate interconversion
Cellular component (GO): cytosol
Molecular function (GO): formate-tetrahydrofolate ligase activity; ATP binding; methenyltetrahydrofolate cyclohydrolase activity
Source: RefSeq, a predicted model, not a curated record